Molecule: messenger RNA, 2364 nt
Organism: Chanos chanos (milkfish)
Lineage: Eukaryota; Metazoa; Chordata; Actinopteri; Gonorynchiformes; Chanidae
Gene: pde4a
Product: phosphodiesterase 4A, cAMP-specific
Exons: 15
Coding region: 1-2364 (787 amino acids)
Biological process (GO): signal transduction
Molecular function (GO): 3',5'-cyclic-nucleotide phosphodiesterase activity
Source: RefSeq, a predicted model, not a curated record
AUGAUGGAACCUCCACCUUGUUCGAAAAAGAGCCUGUCUCUGUCGUUACCGGUUCCAAGGGAAGGACAGGCAACCCUUAAGCCUCCGCAGCAUCUCUGGCGACAGCCACGGACCCCCAUCAAAAUCAAACACCGCGGUUAUUCUGACACGGACCGGCAUCACCACCGGCAGAUUGAGCGCUCAAAUGCUAUGGACACGAGCGACAGACCGGGGCUUAAGAAGUCCCGAAUGUCCUGGCCAUCCUCUUUCCACGGAACGACCAGCGCCUCAAUAGGCAAUUGUGCGGGAACUAAACGUUUCGAUUCAGAAAAUGGGCCCUCUCCUGGACGAAGCCCCAUGGAUUCGCAGGCGAGUCCUGGGCUGGUACUACAUCCUUCUUUUCCUCAGAGUCAGAGACGCGAGUCCUUCCUCUAUCGCUCGGACUCCGACUAUGACAUGUCUCCGAAGACCAUGUCACGCAACUCCUCCAUUAACAGUGAGGGUCAUGCUGAGGAUCUCAUAGUCACCCCUUUUGCUCAGGUGUUGGCCAGUCUCCGAACUGUAAGAAGCAACUUUACCAUUCUCGCCAAUGUCACCUCACCCACUAACAAGAGGUCGCCGAUGACAAGCCAACCCACCGUUCCCCCAGCAACGCUCUCUGAGGAGACAUAUCAACAGCUGGCCAGGGAAACACUGGAGGAACUGGACUGGUGUCUGGAUCAACUGGAGACCAUUCAAACCCAUCGCUCUGUCAGUGAGAUGGCCUCCAACAAGUUCAAGAGGAUGUUAAACAGGGAACUGUCUCAUCUGUCGGAGAUGAGUCGCUCGGGCAACCAGGUGUCUGAAUACAUCUCUACAACCUUCCUAGAUAAGCAGAACGAGGUGGAGAUUCCAUCCCCUACACUCCGGGAGCGAGAGAAGCCCAUGUGUCACAUCAGUGGUGUUAAGAAGCUCACACACAGCUCCAGCCUGACCAACUCUGCUCUGCCUCGUUUUGGAGUCAAAACUGAACAAGAGGAUUCACUGGCCAGGGAGCUGGAAGACUUGAAUAAGUGGGGCCUUAAUAUAUUCAGAGUGGCUGAAUACUCCAAUAACAGACCACUCAGUUGCAUCAUGUUUGCCAUCUUCCAGGAAAGGGAUCUGUUGAAGACUUUUCGGAUCCCCGUCGAUACCUUCAUAACGUAUGUGAUGACGCUGGAGGAUCAUUACCAUGCCAACGUGGCCUACCAUAACAGCCUCCACGCGGCUGACGUCACGCAGUCCACUCACGUCCUCCUCUCCACGCCCGCUCUGGACGCUGUGUUCACCGAUCUGGAAAUCUUGGCUGCGUUGUUUGCCGCGGCUAUUCAUGACGUGGAUCAUCCUGGAGUGUCCAACCAGUUUCUCAUUAAUACCAACUCGGAGCUUGCCCUGAUGUACAACGAUGAGUCAGUCUUGGAGAACCACCACCUCGCCGUGGGCUUUAAGCUGCUUCACGAGGAGAACUGUGACAUCUUCCAGAACCUGAGCAAGAGACAGCGACAGAGCCUGCGAAAGCUGGUCAUCGACAUGGUGUUGGCGACCGACAUGUCGAAGCACAUGAGUUUGUUGGCGGACCUGAAGACGAUGGUGGAGACGAAGAAGGUGACCAGCUCCGGAGUGCUGAUGUUGGAUCAUUACACAGACAGAAUACAGGUUCUAAGAAACAUGGUGCACUGCGCUGACCUCAGUAACCCCACCAAGCCUCUGGCAGUAUACAGACAGUGGACUGAGCGCAUUAUGGAGGAGUUCUUCCGACAGGGAGACAAAGAGAGAGAGCGUGGGAUGGAAAUCAGUCCAAUGUGUGACAAACACACUGCAUCUGUGGAGAAAAGUCAGGUUGGUUUUAUUGAUUACAUUGUGCACCCAUUGUGGGAGACCUGGGGGGACCUGGUACAUCCGGAUGCUCAGGAAAUCCUGGAUACUCUGGAAGACAACCGUGACUGGUACCAGAGCACCAUCCCGCAGAGUCCAUCUCCUCCCCCCGACGGCACCGACAACGAACUGGACUCCUGCAUAGACAAGUUUCAGUUUGAGCUGACACUGGAAGGAGAGACUUCUCAAGAGGAAGACAAACCAAACCAGAACCACGUGGGGAACAACAGCUGUGAGGCAGAGGAGAGAGACAGAAAAGGAGAAGGGGGAGGAGGAGGAGGAGGAGGAGGAAGAGAAAUAGUGGAAGAAGGAGAGGAGAAAAUGGAAGAAGGAGGUGAGGAAGUGACGGAGGAGGUGGUAGGGAGAGUAGGGAGGAGGAGACUGCAGGUUCAGUCAGUGGUUGUAGAGGAGGAUGAGAGACAUUCUGAUGGGAGUCCGGUGGAGGAGGCUGAGGAAGAGGAGGAGUCUUCCUCGCCGGCCGAUGACACAUGA